Messenger RNA from Folsomia candida, 1478 nucleotides. Its product is annotated as vesicle-associated membrane protein 4. Gene Ontology annotation, cellular component: membrane. The record is from RefSeq and is a predicted model, not a curated record. The transcript has 3 exons. Bases 254 to 508 code for a protein of 84 amino acids. Lineage: Eukaryota; Metazoa; Arthropoda; Collembola; Entomobryomorpha; Isotomidae. Gene Ontology annotation, biological process: vesicle-mediated transport.
UUGUUCUUAUCACCACACAGUUCACUCCUCAGGUCGGAUUGUUCAUUCUCUUAAUGCCCACCAUUCUUGGUCUUCUGCAUAAGCAUUCGACACAUAUUCGGAAAACGGUGCGUUGCGGUGCUGCUGCGCUAUGUGAAGUAUUGAUUUUCUGAAGUGCAUGUAAUUCUCCUCGUACACAAUUUCCUGUUCCCUCCCAAAACCAACGACACUUUCGCCAAACACAGUCAGUCGAGAAUUCAGCUUAAUUUUAAUCAUGUCAUCGUCACAAGCUGCAGCGCAAGCGGAAUCGGACGACGUGAAACAGCAGAGAGAAUUAGCUCACGACAACCUGAUGGGACUUCUGGGUCAGGUGGACGACGUGAAGGAGAAGAUGGUCGAAAACAUGGAGAAAAUGGCGGAACGUGGCGAAAAGUUGCAGGAAUUGCAGGAUCAUUCCGAUGCCAUGACCCAUAACGCGGCCCAAUUGGCGAACAAGAUAGCUGCACAACUUCCGAAGGAUGAAAAAUGAAGAAGAUUGGGAAGGAAUUUUAGUAAUUUACGCUACUGCUCAGCCUUAUUGUUCAUCUUUACGACUUAUGUAAUUGAUUACUCACCAUGCAGUCUUGCCCUAUUUGGCUUAUCAACUCUGUCAGAUUUUUAUUUUGUUUUAUUACUACUGAGGAAGAGGAAUUGCAUAACAAUAAAUAUUUAGCAGUUAAUUGAGGAGUAUUUUAUAAUACUGUGUUUAUAAAAUGUGCAUCAUUUUCUUCUUAAGCAACUUUUGGUGCAACAAUCUUUAUGUAAUAACUUAUAUGUAAGUAAGGACUAGGAAUAUUAGUUGGGUUUUAUAGUUGGUAGUAGUAAUGGUGAAAUUGAGAGAUUAUUGUGGGCAAUUUUAUGGCACACAGUUCGUUUUUCACAUAAUUUCAACCUUGUUUAUACUCUAAAGUUACAUAAUUUAGUUGAGUUUGAGCUGGUAUAACAACAUGGCUUGUUUAUACACACAGUGCGAUCUAGGACUAGUUCGAUGUUCACGUUUAUAUACGUUUUCGCCUUAAACUAACAAUGAAGGUCUCCCAGCGUGUGUUCUCCGAUUUUGAGAAAAUUGGUGAUUACAAAUCUAAUUAAUAUGAAAUUUGUGAAUUUGUGAUCUCCCAAUUGGCACGUUGGGCAGAGAUAUUUGCAUCUGAAGAGGAGAAAACGCGCAGUAAAUUUGGGAAGUGUAAAAUUUGCUAACUUUAGGGCGCACUUUCUCUUCUUUGGAUGCUAAUUUAUCUGUCAAACCUCAGCGUUAGGAGAUCGCGUCUUUUGCAAAUUUCAUAUUAGUCGAAUUUGUGAUCGAUGAGUCGAUGACUAGUUUUCUCAACCUCGGAGAGCAUACGUUGGGCGACGUCCAUUGUAAGAAAUGAAUAUAUAUGCAAUUUUCAACUGGACAACGAAAAACAUUAUAUUAAAGUUGUGCAUUUAAAUUAAAUAAAUUGCAGAGGAGUCAAAUAUAA